Molecule: messenger RNA, 4252 nt
Organism: Chelonia mydas (Green sea turtle)
Lineage: Eukaryota; Metazoa; Chordata; Testudines; Cheloniidae
Product: zinc finger protein 345
Exons: 4
Coding region: 362-2200 (612 amino acids)
Biological process (GO): regulation of DNA-templated transcription
Source: RefSeq, a predicted model, not a curated record
CCGGCCCGGCCCGGCCCGGCCCGGGCUCAGCCCCUGCAGCGGCUCCGCGACUCACACGCAGGCCGGGGCCCGGCCAGGAGCGCGGCAGCCCGGGCCGGCGUCUGCAGGACCCACAGGAAGCGGCAGGAGCAGCCGGGAGCGGGGCGGGCCGGAGGAAGCAGGAGAACAAAGCCCGGAGAUCGGGCCCGGGGCAGCCGGGCGGCUCCGUUCUCCGCGGGGAGCCAGCCCCGGGCUCUGCCCCCCUCCGCUCCGGAGCCAGAGACUCCAGGGGCCGGUGACCUUCGAGGAGGUGGCGGUGUGUUUCACCAGGGAAGAGGGGGCUCUGCUGGACCCCGCUCAGAGAGCCCUCUGCAGAGACGUCAUGCAGGAGGACGAUGAGAAUGUGACCUCGCUGGGGUUUCACGUUCCCAAACCAGACAUGAUCUCCCAGCUGGAACGAGGGGAGGAGCCGUGGGUCCUGGAUCUCCAGGGCUCUGAGGAAGGAGAGAUCCUGAGCGGCGCUUGUGCAGGUGCUGGGAUGGUGAAUGAGAACAAGGAGCAGAAUCCUGAGCAGGAAGAUGCUGAGCAAGGGGAAGCGCGCGGGGGAUUAUCCCAAGGAUCCAAAGGGAAUGUGUCCAGGUGUUGUGUGAAGGGGAAAGCCUGUGAGAGCCAGCACAGGCCGGAGAGGCAGCAGGGAAACCAGCCCAGGGAGAAAGUGGGUAAAUCCAUUAAUUGUCAGGGGACUCACCAAGACUCCAAGGAAAUCACAGCCCAGCAGGGAAUACCUACAGGAGAGAGAAAAAACACAUGCACUGAGUGUGGGAAACACUUCACUCUGAACUCCACCCUCGUUAGACAUCAGAGGAUCCACACAGGGGAGCACCCCUACAAAUGCUGUGAUUGCGGGAAACAGUUCAGUGAGAAAUCAAACUUUAUUACACAUCAGACAAGCCACACAAGAGAGAAACCCUAUGAGUGCUGUGAGUGCGGGAAAAGCUUCACUCGGAGUUCAACCCUUACUAGACAUCAGAGAAUCCACACAGGAGACAGACCCUAUGAGUGCUGUGAGUGCGGGAAAAGCUUCACUCAGAGCUCAGUCCUUAUUAAUCAUCAGCGAAUGCACACAGGAGAGCGCCCCUAUACGUGCUGUGAGUGCGGGCAAACAUUCGCUCAGAGCUCAGCCCUAUUUAAGCAUGAGAAGAUCCACACGGGAGAGCGCCCCUAUGAAUGCUCUGAGUGCGGGAAACAAUUCAUUGAGAAAUCAAAAUUUAUGAAACAUCAGACGAGUCACACAGGAGGGAGACCCUAUGAAUGUUGUCAGUGCGGGAAACAGUUCAGUGAGAAAUCAAGCCUUACUAAACAUCAGGCAAGCCACACGGAUGAGAGACCCUAUGAGUGCAGUGAGUGCGGGAAAAGCUUCACUCGGAGCUCAUCCCUCAUAAGACAUCAGAGGAUCCACACAGGAGAGAGACCGUAUAAAUGCUGUGAGUGCGGGAAAAGCUUUGCUUUCAAAUCAGACGUUAAUAAACAUCAGAGGGUCCACACGGGAGAGCGCCCCUAUGAAUGCCGCGAGUGCGGGAAACAGUUCAGUCAGAAAUCAAACCUUAGGGCACAUCAGAGAGGCCACACAGAACAGAGUCCCUAUGAGUGCCGUGAGUGCGGGAAAAAGUUCACUCAGCUCUCAGGCCUUAUUAAUCACCAGAGAAUCCACCCGGGAGAGCGCCCCUAUGAAUGCUGUGAGUGGGGGAAACAGUUCAGUGAGAAAUCAAACGUUCUUAAACGUGAGGCAGGCCACGCCGGAGAGAGACCCUAUGAGUGCUGUGAGUGCGGGAAGAAGUUCACUCAGCGCUCAGGCCUUGUUAAUCACCAGAGAAUCCACACAGGAGAGCGCCCCUAUACAUGCUGCGAGUGUGGGAAAAGCUUCACUCAGAGCUCAGGCCUUAUUAAACAUCGGAGGAUCCACACAGGAGAGAAACCCUAUGAGUGCUCCGAGUGCGGCAAGAACUUCACUGAGAGCUCAUCUCUUAUUAGACAUCAGGGGAUCCACACGGGGGAGAGACCCUAUGAAUGCUUUGAGUGUGGGAAAAGCUUCACUUUUAAAUCGGACCUUAUUAAUCAUCAGAGGAUCCACACACGAGAGCAGCCUGUGAAUGCUGUGAAAGCGGGAAAAGUUUCACCUGGAGCUCACACCUUAAUAGACAUUAGUGAUUUCACAGGAUAGAGACACACCAUAAGAACUUUGUGUAGGGCAGAGAAAAGGUUUUGGUUUUUUUUUUUUUUUUUAAAGACAUUUGCUAAUUCCUAAACAGGGACUUCGGUGAAAACAGCCCUAAAUUUGCGUCACCCUGUUCUCUCAGCUCCCCCAGGUGAGUUGCCCACUUUUUCUUUGCAGGUCGCCCUUCUCUGGGGUGACCCAUGGUCCUUUCUACCAACUCCUUUCUCCUGUGAGUCAUGAGAGUGUCUCCCCCUCCGGCCAGGAGUGUCCAUCAGCCUCAAGUGGGGUUAAUAGGGGUGACCUCAGGUAGGGGUGAUCUAAAACUGACCUGGGCUUUGUCUCCGCUAGGAUUUUCCAGCCUGCUGGAGGUAGCAGUCCUAAUUUAAACACCCUGCUAUAUGUGCCGUGCUGACAUAGCCCAGGGGCUGGGGUUAGCUCACACCUUCCCCUUUGACCUGUCCUAAUCGACACCAACGUUCCUGCUCUGGACAAUCCCUGAGCAGCACAUCUAUACUGGCCCCGCUCUAGCAGAGCGAGUGUUAGUCACCAAGUUCCCCCUUUGGCAACAGAUUGUCUCAUUCCCAGUUGUUCUCAUGCUGGUCCAGGUUGUUCUGGGCAGUAGGUAUUUUUCUUUUUAACAUUUUCCUUAUUGAAAAUCUAUUUCAAUAUAACAAAGAGGAGGAGCAGGAGUGGGACAAAUGUAUCAUUUCGGCCCCUGUGACACUGGCAGGAAAUGGGGUGAGUCAACGGGAUUCCCUCCUUCCCCAUCACCGUCACUAGGCCCGCUCACACCAGCAGUGCUGGGGUCUGUCUGAGCCACAAUGGAGUUUAUCCACCUAUAUUCUACCCCUCCACCUCCCAAAGACUCUCUGCACUUCAUAGCAAAUUGAUCCUAAAUCCGAGUCGUUAGGGCUGGAGAUGAAAAUGUCCCAGACCUGGAUGGGGAAUUUCCAUGGAUCCCAAACACCAUGCAAUCAUUCCCCAUUUAAAUCUCAGUUUCUGUCUAUUGACAGAGCAACUUCUGGAAAUUUUCCUGCUGAGCUGGGAUCGUGUGCAGACGAGAAGGUCAGCAGUUUUUCCCUGAUAUGAUGAUAAUUUUCUUGUUUUGUCAAUAACAAUUCCAUAAUAAUGAAGUGCUGUUGAGUGAAGCAGGUUUGAAUGGAUUAGAGGAGAAAGUGACGGGGGAAUCUGCUCUCCUGAUUUUUGAGUUAUCGGAUGUAACCUGCUCUGGAAUUUAAUUUUAUAUGAAACUGAAAGUGACUUAUACAGAGGUGGUUGAGUGGUGUUAAGUAUAGUUUACGUUUAGUGAGCUGUGUUCUUCAUUUUAUUUGUUUGUUCAUUUUAAUGAAAUGUAUAAAAGCGAUAGUGAGUCAUCUCUUUCAAUAAGUCACAUGGGUCAGAACCGUGGAGCAUCUGGGUGGAGAUCAGCCAGUCCAAGUUGGAGCCUUAUCGGCUCCCUCUGUAUUAACCCUUUGGCUCUCACAUGAGAGCAGCUGUGGGGGGAGGGGGUGGGAACCCAUCUCAGCUCCCGCUGGAUUCUAGGGAGCUCAGAGCAUCACAAGUAAAAAAUGAGCUCCCCUACACAGGCUUUUAGGAGUAGAGAGUUGGUGGAAGGGCAGGGUAUCUCUAAGUAGGGGUGGGAUGGUGGUGGAUUUCUCUGCUGUCACUGUCAUGACCAGGACCAGCCAGCACACCUAUCUGGCUUGCCCUGGGAUUGUGUCUGGUCAGGAUCAGCUGAAGUUGGGGGUCUGGUUCGAAGGGUUGUAAAUGGAGGGGAAGAGAUUGUGCCUUUUAGCCAUUGUGGUGUUGGCAGACUGAAGAUGUGUUUGUGUUUUGGGGGAACAUUUGGGAAUAACUGAAAGAGGGCAGAGUUAAGGUUGUGUGGACAACCUUAUUGCUUAGUUUCCUAUUUUUCAGGCGUGUGAAUUUUGCUGAAAUUGAGCUUCUCCAGGCAGACAACAUUCCACCAGCCACUUAACUCCUUGUUAAUGAUGGUUUUUGUCCUUUAAUUACUCCUUGAGGAAUUCUGCACCAAAAAAUUAAAAAUUCUGCACACUA